UGUCAAAUCUCGGUUCCAGCGUUGACGAUAGUUUCCAAUUUGUUUCAACGAGGAAUCGUCGUGUUUCGCGUGUUCCAUGAAUGUCGUCGAAAAUCGUUGUCUCGGCAUGGUUAGGUAAAUUUUCGAACGAGAUUUACUUCGAGCAGUGCGUCUUUCUUCGCGGAGGCCCUCUAAGGGGAUACGUCCCUUCGCUGUCGCGGCAGCUUUGAAGCAACUCGAUAAAAGACGUCGCGACGCGGUGAAAUCUUUCACCAGUAAUUCGUUUAAAGAGUGGCUCUAGCCGUAUAUCGAUCAAACAUGUACAGCAUGAACUACAUCGGUAAAUUCAUCAGCAACUUUCGCGACUUCUACAACGAGAUCAACGCGGCGACGUUGACCGGUGCCAUAGACGUCGUCGUCGUCGAACAACCGGACGGAUCCUUCACUUGCUCGCCUUUUCACGUGCGUUUCGGAAAACUUGGCGUUCUCCGUUCCAGGGAAAAAGUGGUGGACAUAGAAAUAAAUGGAGAACCAAGGCAAAUUCACAUGAAACUGGGAGACUCAGGAGAAGCUUUCUUUGUAGAGGAAGUUAGCUCUGACGGUUCUCCAACAGACACAGAAAUUCCACCUCAUCUGGCUUGUUCGCCUAUUCCAGAUGACAACUGUUUCCCACCGACACAGUUUAACAUACUCUCUGAUCUUCCUCAAGAGCAGAGAGAUAAGAUUCUUAUAGAAUCCGUUUUAUCCAUUGAGAAAGAGAAAUGGGAGCAGAUGUCUGCUCUACCGCCCAACCAAAGGGAAAAAUUCUUAAUCGAGCAGUUUUCGGAUCUUCCAGCAGAACAUAGAGAAAAAUGGCUCCAAAUUGCUUCUUUAACUGUGGAAGAGAGGGACGAAAUGUUCAGGAAACAUUUUGCCGAUAUAUCGACGUUGCAGAAACAGCAAAUGAUUCGCGAACAAUAUUCGGCUCUGAAAACCGAAGACAAGGAAAGAUUAUUCAAAGAAAAUUUCCCUGAAUUGCCUGCAGAACAGAGGCAAAAGUUUGAGAAGGCAUUGUUGAGCGAUUGGAAAAUAAAAGAAGAUGUGAAACGGGAUUCCUUGAAACCGGAGGAAGAAAUUUUUGAUAUGGAUGGUAUAAACGACGAUGAAACGCAUCCAGCUGCGUCGACGCCUAAAUCGUUCGUAGCUGUGACUUCUUCCGACAGAAUUCGCAAAAUUAGCGUGGUAAAGAACGACUUCAGACCGAUCACGAACGACGAGCAAAGCAGUGGGAAGGAAAAGUCUAGCGAUGAAUCGAACUUGUUAUGUAAAAAGAAUUCGAAGGAUGAGAGCGUCGAGGAAAACAAGAACAGUAAUUCGACGAAAAGAAAACGCAAGAGGAAGAGCAUGAAGAAAAAAGGAUCUCAUAGAAAAACAAGCAACGGCAGCAGCAGCCAGACGGAAGUGAGCGAAAACGAUGCAUCUGUUCCGGACGAAUCGCUCAGCGAAUCUAUGUUAAAGGGGCCAAAUCCAGUCACAGAAUUGAAAAACACUUCUGCUGAAACUAUGACGUCAGUGCAGGAAACGGCGGAUAAACGUCCUGAAACGGAUUUCCAUUUCUUCAGUGAUACCGAAGUUACAAAGAAUCAGGAUUCCAGGCCAUGUUCACCUGUUCAGUCUGACACAGAAUUUGAGAUGCGCAAGAUCACGCAGGAAGGCACAGAAGGAGAAGACAAGAGUCAUCAACAGAGUUGGAGAUGGGGAGAAUUGCCAAGUCUACCUCUCGACACGACACACUCGUCUCACAGAAAUUCGUUAAAUUCAUCGAUCGCUGUCAAUCAACCGAACAACACGGAGGCACACCGAUCAAUGCUCAGUGGUAUGUUCUCGUUUAUGAAGAAGACCUCUCGUGUUAGACACAACCCGGAAUCAGAGGGAAUUUAUCUUAGCGAUAUUAAUGCUGACGAACUGGAUCCCGAAGUCGCUGCUCUCUAUUUCCCUUCAUCUCACAGAGGUCCAACGGCGGUUAAAGACGGGAAAGCAAUGGACGAAGAAGAUACCGAAUCAGGUAAUGGACCAAGUCUACCGCAAAGUCCAAACAGCGUUGAGAGUGCUAUGGGUGGGCCAAAAUCAUUGGACAGCGACUUUGAGGAACCAAAACAUUCUGUAUUUGACAGCAAUAUGGAUAUUAGUUUAUCCCUUUGUGGUGGUUUAGACUCCGAAAAUGGUCCAGGCAAAGAAGCCUUUCACCAAAAUUUGCUUCAUUUCGAGGAUAUUUGCUCGGAUCCAAAAUUAUACGAGAACCCGAAUCUAGUUGUAAAGAUUAACGACAAAUUUUACAAUUGGUCUACCGCUUGCCCGAUCGUAAUGACCUAUGCAGUUUUCCAAAGACACUUGCCGCAAGGUACAAUAGAAAAUUUGUACGCGCAAUGCAUGCCGUUGCCGAUGCACGAGGAGAAAAAGGAGAAUAACAGUGGCAAGCCUGAAAUUCGUAGCGGUUACAGUUCGUGGUUUUUAUGGAGACGUUCUACUCAACCGCCUAAAAAAUCUGAGGAACUUAGUCAAACCGACGGAGUUAGGAUACAAUCUUCAGAACAAUUGAUCGAAACGAAGGAAAGCACUCCGAUUGACGAAAUGUCACGCAGGGAAAUAAAGACUGAUCAGAACGUUGACUCCAUGUCCGUUGAGACUGAGACUGUGGAACAAUGUACAACUUUAAUGUCAGAAAUCGUCGACACUGAGAAAUCUCAAGAAAGGGAAGGCGAGGGGUACAGUGGCAGCGAGGAUUCUGACAGUAACCAAAAUAAAUCGCAAGGAGUCAAGAUACCCAAAGAAAGGAGAUCUUAUUAUGAAUCUACCGAAAAAUACCGUAAAACUUUGAGACUGUCGUCCGUGCAAAUAGCGAGUUUAAAUUUAAAAGACGGAGCCAACGAAGUUGUGUUCAGCGUAACAACGGCUUAUCAAGGCACGACCCGUUGUAAAUGUCAUAUUUACAAAUGGAGAUGGGACGACAAGGUCGUCAUCUCCGACAUCGACGGCACUAUAACGAAGUCUGAUGUACUGGGUCACAUACUGCCGAUCGUUGGCAAAGACUGGGCUCAAUCGGGAGUCGCUCAGUUGUUCACGAAAAUUAAAAACAACGGUUACAAAUUGCUAUACCUCUCAGCGAGAGCGAUUGGACAAGCCAAAGUUACCAGAGAAUACCUGAAGAGCAUCAAGCAGGGAGACCUGUCGCUGCCCGAAGGGCCGUUGCUUUUGAACCCUACCAGCUUAAUCUCAGCAUUCCACCGCGAAGUCAUCGAGAAGAAACCCGAAGAGUUCAAGAUAUCCUGUCUCAGCGAUAUUCAAGCAUUGUUUCCUGAAGGCUCGAAGCCUUUCUACGCUGGUUACGGAAACAGAAUUAAUGAUGUUUGGGCAUAUCGAGCUGUAGGAAUUCCGACUAUGCGGAUAUUCACUAUAAAUCACAGAGGUGAAUUAAAACACGAGUUGACGCAGACAUUCCAAUCAUCAUACUCGAACAUGAGCUACAUAGUUGAUCAUCUGUUCCCACCUCGAAGGCAGGAUGCCGCGGAUGAAUUCAGUUCUUUCGCGUAUUGGCGGGAUCCAAUACCGGAAGUGCCGCCGCUCGAGGAACUUUACGCUCAAAUCCAAGCUACCUAAGAUUAAACGUGUUUUGCUUAAUGGCAAAACGACACUUUGUUCGUAAUACGAAAACGAUCGUCAUAUUUAGCUACUUUUUGUACUCCAUGUAUUAUCGGCUAUAGUGUUCUUGACUGGUGCGACUUUUUAAUAUAUUUGGAACGCGAUCAUAGGGUUUGGUACAUUGGAUGCGUUUCGGUUCGGUGACAGGAGCACCAAUCUACGACGAAAAUAUGUAUCCGCGACAGUUCUUGCCGUUGAUCUGAAGUGAUUUAUGAAACAGCGCGAACGUGUCAUUUAUGAUUGAAUUUAAGUACAUUCCAAUUCUCUUAGCAUAGGAGACUGUUAAUUACUAACGACUCGAAAUUUCUUUUAGGAUCGAAUUACGUCAGUCUAAGACGACGACACGUGUCUCCUUAACUUAACAAACGAAACUCGAUACGUAAUUACAGGCUUGAAAAAGGUCGAAGUGUAUCGGUUGCGUGCUAUGCUUCGCGAAACCGUGGCCCGCAUCUUUCCAUAGAAUAUUCUACACGUUGUCGAUCGAUGUUAAAAACAUUCACGAUAUCGAUGAAUAAUUACAACAUGGUGAUAAGCUUGCAUAUAAUACGGUCGACUAUGUUUUGUAAUCGUUGCGUUUAAAAAACGAUUUGUGGUGCUAGAGGAUAAUGUCUCGUUUAAUAGGCACCCCAGGACAGUUCAAAUUAAUUCGCGUUCCGUUCAUUUAUUUUUCGGUGAACUUAUCGUGUUAGGCGAAAUUUGUUACGUUUUAAUCGUAACUGUUCUACCACAGGAGAAUCAAAAACUGUAAUAUAAUUUAACAUAACUAUUUUAGUUUUAUUUUUGUCGAAUAUUUCGUUAAAGAAAUCCUUAUUUAUUUUUAUACAAGAUCUCUGUUGAAUUAGUGUGCUGUGAGAUUGCCAUAUCUUAGGAUGUAAUCGUUUGUGUAUUGUGAUAUUUCGAUCAAACCAACGCUUGUCAGAUAAACGAUCGAAAUCAUCACAGUGUACAAAGAUAAGUUUACGAUUUCGCACGGAGGAAGAUGCUUCUGUAUAGUUUCGUAUGUCGAAAUACUCCUCUUUUUUUUUUAUAGGCAGUGUGUAAGUUUCACUGUUUAAUGUAAAUGUGCUCUUGAUUCGUCGUUUUUUUAACGACACACACACACACACACACACACACACACACACACACACA
Hylaeus volcanicus is the source of this 4788-nucleotide messenger RNA. It is a transcript of the gene Lpin, whose product is annotated as phosphatidate phosphatase LPIN3. Gene Ontology annotation, biological process: triglyceride biosynthetic process; positive regulation of transcription by RNA polymerase II; fatty acid catabolic process. Gene Ontology annotation, molecular function: phosphatidate phosphatase activity; transcription coactivator activity. The transcript is spliced from 10 exons. Bases 298 to 3615 code for a protein of 1105 amino acids. NCBI's taxonomy places the organism in Eukaryota, Metazoa, Arthropoda, Insecta, Hymenoptera, Colletidae. Gene Ontology annotation, cellular component: nucleus. The record is from RefSeq and is a predicted model, not a curated record.